CGUUGUUGGCUACAACCCGCUCGUUGCUUAUUAUCAACAUACGCAGUAAUUUCGAGGAUACCACUUCAGACUAGUGUAUAUGCCUGCUCGAUAGAGCUUUGCGUAGAGUAUUCUGGUUGAUUCGAGUAUUGGAAAGAACUUCGUUUUCUUCACGGCGAUGAGCCUUUUGGUUGCUAUGGGAACGUUUACCGUAGUAACAACUGUUACUUUCAGCAGACUCUGCAGAAAAAGGACUGAGAAUUAUGACGUUGUCAGGAACAUUUUUCCUGUGUGAUUCUUACUUAAAAAGUUCUUCAUCUGUAAAAUCUUGAGCUCAUGAUAACUAUGAAACACACAAACAAGUUCUAGUUUGAUAUCUAUGAAGGCUAGAUCAAGCUUGCUCUGUCCCUCUUGGAAGCCGAAGAUUCAAGAACGGUUACUCUUGUUGCAUUCGAUGCUGGACGGAAAACAGGAAUCACCAAGAAAGAAAGCGAAGCUCACUCACGACUAAGUUCUUUCUCCUUGAAGAAAUUCUGGAGUAAAGCGUCUCAGUACUAAAGACUUAGUUGACCAAGUAGUUUUCUUUUCCUGUAAAUGAAGACAUUAUACUAGACUAGGUCUGGAUCUAGAUAGAUCAAUAUCUUGGAUACAAUAAAGCAUGCUGAACGACAAAGUAAUUUCUCUGUCACACUGAACAGGGAGUGAACUGGAAUCGUGAAGUUCGUGACUUCUGAGCCCAGCACAUCUACCAUGUCAGGCUGGAGUAUGCACAACCUCAUGAUUCCUCCAGACUCAGCUAUGAGACACUCCCAGUAUUCUGUCCUUGGGGACCAAGAGGAACUGAACAGCGAUUUCUUAGUGCAUGCUGAUAGUGGAGAUUAUUCUCGCAAUUCUGGGCCAAUCUUUUGCACAAGAGAUAAUCUUUUGAACUCUGUUGCAUAUAUCAACCAGGAACUUGAGCUCCUUGGACUCUCCUGUCUAAGGCUUGACACCGCCAAAGGGGCGUUUGAUACAGUUUCGUUCGUCAACCGCAUGUACGACCUGCUAACUCUGUACCACAAAACUCUGGCUGUAAAGGAAAAUGUGGAAGAACGGAAUCACAAAUUGUCCUGUGAGAGCGAGCAUCGGCAGUCUGUGAACUUGAGGAUGAAACAUUUGCAAGAGCAGGUGGAUCGGGAGUUGGCUAAAGAGCAAGAGAAAUUUCGACAGAUUAAUGUGAAGUACAAACAGAUCUGCAGCAAAGUGAAAACGGAAAAAGAGGAGGCGAAAAGACUGACUGCAGCCAUUCAUUCUAAAGAGGUGCAGCAUCGACACGAGCUGAAGAAGAAGGAGAGGGAGAUCCACAGGCUGAAGGAACGACUGCACCAGCUGCUCGCUGACAAGGUGCCGGACAGGAAAGUGGGAAUGGACCUGAUGCAUGUUGUUGGACUGAGCGAGGGCCGGCGAGCUACGUGGAAAGUGGGCCUUGAAAAGCAGGAAGAGGAGAUGUAUCAGCUUCUCAUCAAUAACUAUGAGGAGCGACAUCAUGAGCUCAUGCAGGAGAACUCUGAACUGCGGGACUGUCUGCUAGCCUUGCACAGAGAGUUGUCCGCUCUCCUCAAACACACAGGGGACAUGUCCUCCUCCAGUGGGGCUGAGUUGUCAUUUCCUGCUGGUGAUUUAUCAUCGGGGGAAGAGUCCGACGACAUCAUGAAGCGAGGACCGAGACUGUCGAUGAAAGACUUGGAGGCAGACUAUUUUCAGAUGCCAUAUGACAUGGUUAGGAAAGAAGUGGAACGCACUUUCAAAGAGACGUGCCAGCAGAUCUCAGAGAGCAUGAAAAAGUCUUUAGUUCGAACAGUGACCAAAGGUCAUCCGUCCAUCGUCAUGUCACAGUCGGUGACCUCAGCUUCGGGCACGACUGACCGCGACACUUCAGAUCGUCACCAGGGGGCAGCGGAGUCAAUGGAUGUGGAGAAACUCAAGAAGCAGAUUCAGAAGUACAAGAGUAUCAUACAGCAGCAGGAGGAGCUGAUACAGCAAUCACUGACAUCGCAGUCACACUCUGUGGAAAGCAGCUUCCUGCACGAGUCUCAGCUGCUGAAGGAGAAAGAGAACCUCUCGGAGCAGAAGAGGCUGUUCUUUGAGGAGAAGGCAAAUUUUGAAAAAGAACGCCGCGCUUACACCGAAGCUGCUGUCAGACUGGGAAGAGAGAGACAAGCACUUCAUGAAGAAAGGUCCAAUUUUCUGAAGCAACAUUUUCUCAACCUAAGCCCAUUUAAAGAAAAGGAACACAGGAAACAGAAGAUUGGUGGUGGAUCCAGCAACAGACUCCUGCCGGCCACCCCGGUUUUCUCCCCUGCACGCAGCAAAAGCAAAGACUCUGAUGACCUACCUACAGCUGCAGACCUCUUCAAAGUGCUAGGUCUCAGUCCAUUGAACUCGAGGUUGGUUGGCAGCCCAGACGUUAGUCAGAGCAGCUCAGGUACAGAAGCUCCAAGGGAAGGGGUCCCCGUCAGUAGCACACCUUCAAGAGUCACACCGCCUCCAAACGUCACUGGUAUUUCUUCUGUCUCCUCCGAGACUAACCCAGCCCGCCGUUCAUCAGCUGAUGCCUCAAGUGUGGGUCUUGACAUGAUCAAAGCCUCUCUCCUGGGAAGAAGCUGUUCCUGUUCUAGACAUGGUGACAGUCAGAAUACUUCGUCUUCUACUCUUAAAAGAGACUGAGAAAUGUUUUUUUUAUGGUUGAAGCUGAAUAGUUUGUACCGUUAAAUGAAAAUCAGAGGGUUUUCUUUCUUUUGUAUUUAUGAAAAUGGAUUGAUCAAAAUACUAGCAGUUCAGGCAAAAGAUGCCUAUGCAUGAAGAUGUGUGUUAGUAUUUUAGUGUGAAAAAAUAGGUACUUUAGGAUUAGUGCUGAAAUAAUUUUAGCCAAUGGGGGGCAAUACAGUUUAAUGGUAUUCGAUUUUGAAAAGGAAUUAUAAAAAAUGGUUGUGGUAAAUGCUAGAAUAUUUUAUUGUCUCUAGUGUGCUCCAGUUGUUUGAGUGAAAAAAAUCAGCUGGGGAGAGAAGCUGGGCUUUGUUUUAAUGCUAGUGGGGUUUCUAGGUAAUAAACCCCUUUUUAGUUUUUUCAUUAAAGUGUUCAGGGGGAGCAGAUAAUGUAGUUUUGAAGGUGAGUUUUUGCCACUGAGCCCUGAGGUCUUUGUUCUUCUGUGAACUAAUACUUGUUUGCAGUUUAAAUUGACCUCAGUCAUCAGUCAAACAAAAUUGAAGCAUAUCAGUGCUAUUUGACUGUAGCUCAAACUUGUGUAUCAUGUGUGCGGUCUUCACGGAAGUUGCGGGAGUCUUGUCUGCUUUCUUGCUUGGAUAGGUGAUUUAAUAUAAACACUACAUAACCAGUUACAAGUUGUAUUCAUGUGAUUUUUAUUUAAGCCAAUCUUAACAAAGUUUUUAGCGGUGGUGGCGACCCAUAGCCUCAAAACUGGUCUCUCAGAUGAGGAAAGUGAUUUGUUUUUAGUUAUGACUUUUAUGGGCUAAAAUGAUUAGUUCAGCAUUGUACAAUGGCUGGCUUAGAUAACUGCCUUUGUGCUUUCAGUUAUUCUCCUUAGUCUUGAUUUGAGGAUAAAUAGAUGUAA
Molecule: messenger RNA, 3589 nt
Organism: Aplysia californica (California sea hare)
Lineage: Eukaryota; Metazoa; Mollusca; Gastropoda; Aplysiida; Aplysiidae
Product: afadin- and alpha-actinin-binding protein B
Exons: 14
Coding region: 730-2685 (651 amino acids)
Source: RefSeq, a predicted model, not a curated record